Molecule: messenger RNA, 944 nt
Organism: Salvia miltiorrhiza (redroot sage)
Lineage: Eukaryota; Viridiplantae; Streptophyta; Magnoliopsida; Lamiales; Lamiaceae
Product: la-related protein 1A-like
Exons: 5
Coding region: 33-701 (222 amino acids)
Biological process (GO): RNA processing
Cellular component (GO): nucleus; ribonucleoprotein complex
Molecular function (GO): RNA binding
Source: RefSeq, a predicted model, not a curated record
CGUAUUCUGAUUACUUUGGUUAACCCGUUGCCAUGCCUACUCAUCAAUCCACGGCUUCAAGAUCAAACCCUAAUGAUCGACGUCGAUUGCCGCCGCCACCACCUCCACCGUCACCGCCGGUUUGCUUCCCUUAUUCGAUGCUACCUUAUAACCACCCAUACGCGUCUGCGCCGCCAAUGGGAUUCAUGCUGCCGCCGCCUUCGUUUGUUCCUCCACCACCACCACUAACAAAACCGCCUUGGAACAACUCUUGCAUCUAUACUCAAACAUUGCAUCCGCCUUAUUGGUUUCCUCAUCCAACACCAACACCAACACCGCCUUUACCUUUACCAUAUUGCAUUAAUUAUACUACUCCACCGUUGCAUCCACCUUCGAAUUCUUUGCCUCCUCCGUCACUAUCACCAAUAUCCCAAGAAGAAGAUUUGCGCCACAAGAUUCUUAAACAAAUUGAAUAUUAUUUCUGUGAUGAUAAUCUAGCCACAGAUGUUCAUCUGAAAGACCAAAUGGAUAUCGACAACGGAUGGGUUCCGAUUGAAUUGAUUGCCCGUUUUAACCGAAUAAAAGAGAUGACAGAUGAUAUUAAGUUGAUUCUGGACAGCUUGAAAGAUUCGGAUAUAGUUGAAGUCGAGGGAGACAAACUAAGGCGACGUACUACUUGGAAGAAAUGGAUAGCUUAUCGUCAAGCAGCUUCAAGGAAUUAAUUGAUGUUGCGACCGUCAACCAAAGACCAAGCAAGUUAAGCCAAUUAAAGGUGACAUGCUACUAGCUUGGAAAAUGGAUGCCAAGGACGGAGCGAAUUACAAGUAACACAAAAAGAAUGUCUUAAGACGAGAAAGGCCACAUUCAUCAUUCAAUCUCUUAUUUACAAACUCUCUGAUUAAUUAGUUUACUGAGUCGUGCCUACUAAUAAAUCACCUGCUGCAAAUGUUGAUCCCACGCAAGGA